Pocillopora verrucosa is the source of this 489-nucleotide messenger RNA. NCBI's taxonomy places the organism in Eukaryota, Metazoa, Cnidaria, Anthozoa, Scleractinia, Pocilloporidae. The record is from RefSeq and is a predicted model, not a curated record.
AUGGCAAAGGGGAAUAUUGAAAGAUGGUGGAAGGAAUUGCAUGAGAGGAUGAAGAGGUAUUUUAAGGAUGGUUUGCGUUGGCUAAAAGAUCAAGGUCAUUAUGACCCACACAAUGACUCUGAUAGAUUGCUCUUGGCCUUCAUCAUGGUACCUCUUAUCCAGAAGGAGUUAGAUAUUUUCAGAGAAACAGUGUGGAACUCACACAGGAUCAGAGCACAGAGAGACACUGCACUUCCAGAUGGUGUACCAGACCACAUAUAUAACUUCCCUGAGAAAUAUGGGCUUGAAGAAUGUGGUUUACCAGUUAAUGAGGAACAACUCCAGGAGGUGGCAAUUGAAUCUGGUGUUUUGAGCAUUCCAGAUGAUUUCCUCACACUAGAAUUUAGAGAAGAAUGUGAGCGCAUCAUUCCUGAUAAUAAUACUAUUAAACCAGAUGAAUGGAAAGAUGCAUAUGUGUAUUUAAAACAGAACUUCACACUUUCAGUGUAA